AUGGAGCUUUUGACGAAAAAGGAGGAAUCUUCAUAUAGUGAACUCAUAAAAACACUCGAAAGAAAUGUAGCGAUCUUACGAAUAGAAAAUCACUAUAAUUUAAAAAUCAAUUACGAAUUGGAUAUUAAACUCAUGUGGUUUCAUAAUAUAUCACGUAGUCUCACAGAUAAACUUAAUUCUUUAUGGAAAUUAGCUGAAGCAUAUCAACCAACAGAAAAUGAAAUAAAACAAUUUGCCGAUCAAAUUUCAAAUUCGUGGACUUGUGUAAAUCGUCAGAUUUAUGAAAAAUAUUCUAAGAUUCGAAUGGCUAGUCGAACAUUACAUGGAGUACCAUUAUCAUUACUUCUGGAUAAGAUAAAAAAAGAAAUUUUUCUAUUGAAACAAAUUUGUGAGUCUGCUUAUGAUCAUGAAUAUAUAUUAAAAGGAUACAAGUUAAUUAACGAAAGCGAAGAACUUAUAAACAUUUUAAAAAAGUGUGACAGCAAGUUACAGCAAUACUUAUCUAUAUCAAAUAUUACUCCACAUUUAAUAAAAUUGGAAUCUGCAAUUGACAAAUAUGUUACCAAUGUUGAAUUAUUACCUACAAAAAAAUCAUUUUUACCUGACUUAAGUAUUUUUUCGUUAGUUGCGAAAUUAUUGACUGGUGAAUUACUCGGUUAUGAAUCUAUAGAUCCUAAUUACGUUCUAAUCGAAAAUAUGCCUAAAAAACCGGUUUUUAUUAUCAAAAAUGUUAAACGUAAAACGAUUUAUCCAUAUUAUCCAACAUAA
Apis cerana (Asiatic honeybee) is the source of this 768-nucleotide messenger RNA. RefSeq lists its product as uncharacterized. The record is from RefSeq and is a predicted model, not a curated record. NCBI's taxonomy places the organism in Eukaryota, Metazoa, Arthropoda, Insecta, Hymenoptera, Apidae.